This is a messenger RNA of Amaranthus tricolor (Joseph's coat), 2977 nucleotides long. RefSeq names its product alpha-glucosidase-like. Gene Ontology annotation, molecular function: carbohydrate binding; hydrolase activity, hydrolyzing O-glycosyl compounds. The transcript has 6 exons. Lineage: Eukaryota; Viridiplantae; Streptophyta; Magnoliopsida; Caryophyllales; Amaranthaceae. Bases 118 to 2826 code for a protein of 902 amino acids. Gene Ontology annotation, biological process: carbohydrate metabolic process. The record is from RefSeq and is a predicted model, not a curated record.
CUUCGUAGUAUACCUUGUUUUCAAAACCAAAAUGCUUUCACAUUUUUUGAUAAGUAGAUAAGAAGUAGCAAGGCUCUAACUUAGCUACUUAUCAUUUUCGCAGCAAGAUUUUUAUACAUGGGACUAUCUAAAUCAUCGCGAUUUAGUUUCUCGACACUAGUGGUGGUGUUACUAGUGUUUUGCACGGUGAUAGGUUCAACGAUGUCAAUAAAUGAUAACCAAGAAGCGAUAGGUUAUGGGUACGAGGUUAAGAAUACCAAAGUUGUUAACUACAUCUUGUCUGCUUCGCUGCAGCUUAUUCAAAACUCUAAUGUUUACGGUCCUGAUAUUCAGCUUCUUAGCCUCACAGCUAGCUACGACAAAGAUGAUACCUUAAGGAUCCGAAUCACGGAUGCAAAGAAUCGUCGGUGGGAAAUCCCCAAUGAAGUCAUCCCUCGUCCACCUCCUCCACCAUUUGCUUCACCACUUGCCUCCCUCAAACAUCUUUCUAAUCCACAGCGACAUAACGAACCAACCACCACAAUCCUAUCCCACCCUAACUCCGACCUAACCUUCACUCUCUCCCAUACUUCUCCCUUCGGCUUUUACGUCUCUCGUAAAUCCACUCAUGACGUCCUCUUCGAUACCACUCCUACAUCAGAUCCCAACACUUUUUUCGUUUUCAAGGACCAAUACCUCCACCUCUCCUCCUCUCUUCCACCUCAAGACGCCCACUUAUAUGGGCUCGGUGAGCAUUCCAAGCCUGAUUUCCAAUUGGCGCAUAACCAAGUCCUUACUCUAUGGAAUGCCGACAUUGCUAGUUUCAAUAGGGACCUUAACUUAUAUGGGUCUCACCCGUUUUACAUGGAUGUUCGGUCUGCACCGGAGGCAGGAUCCACCCAUGGGGUGUUUCUAAUGAAUAGCAAUGGGAUGGAUGUAGAGUAUACUGGUGAUAGAAUUACUUACAAGGUGAUUGGAGGUAUUAUAGACCUCUACAUCUUCUCCGGACCAACACCUGCACAAGUUGUGGAUCAAUAUACAAAGCUCAUCGGCCGCCCCGCUCCAAUGCCUUAUUGGGCCUUUGGUUUUCAUCAAUGUCGUUGGGGUUACCGUAAUGUCAAGGAGGUCCAGUCUGUGGUAGAUGGCUAUGCAAAAAUGAGGAUUCCUUUAGAUGUAAUGUGGACUGAUAUUGAUUACAUGGAUGCCUUCAAAGAUUUCACUCUAGAUCCUGUUAAUUUCCCUCGAAAAAAUAUGCAGCAAUUUCUUAACAAACUCCAUAGUAACGGCCAAAGAUACGUUCCAAUUCUCGAUCCCGGGAUCAAUACAAAUAAGUCGUAUGGAACUUUCGUGAGGGGAAUACAAGCUAAUGUGUUCAUCAAGCGGGAUGGUAAACCAUACCUAGGUUCUGUUUGGCCAGGACCAACUCACUACCCUGAUUUUCUAGACCCUGCAGCUCAAAAUUUCUGGAUACAAGAAAUUAAAAGAUUUAGAAAUAUUCUUCCCUUUGAUGGUGUUUGGAUCGACAUGAACGAAGCUUCGAAUUUUAUUACUUCUGAGCCUACUCCUGGGUCUAGCCUAGACGAUCCGCCAUAUAAGAUCAACAAUUCUGGAGGGCGAGUACCGAUAAACAGCAAGACGAUUCCAGCAACCGCUAUGCAUUAUGGCAAUGUACCAGAUUACAAUGUUCAUAACCUAUAUGGGUUUCUCGAAGCUAAAGCCACCCAUGAAGCACUUGUUAGAACCAGCAACAAAAGGCCCUUUAUACUGUCCCGAUCAACGUUUGCUGGCUCUGGGAAGUAUACUGCACAUUGGACUGGAGAUAAUGCUGCAAGAUGGGAUGACUUAAAGUACUCGAUUCCAACUAUGUUGAACUUCGGACUCUUUGGGAUGCCAAUGAUUGGAGCCGAUAUAUGCGGUUUUGCUGAAAAUACUACAGAGGAGCUUUGUCGUCGAUGGAUACAGUUGGGUGCCUUCUAUCCAUUUUCGAGGGACCAUUCGGCACGUGAUACUACUAAUCAGGAACUCUAUCUAUGGGGAUCUGUCACUACUACAGCUCGGAAAGUGCUAGGACUUCGCUAUCGACUCCUACCCUACUACUACACUUUGAUGUAUGAGGCAAACCUGCGAGGGAUCCCUAUCGCAAGACCUCUAUUCUUCUCCUUUCCAGACGAUAUCACAACCUAUGGAAUCAGCUCACAGUUCCUCGUUGGCAGAGGAAUCAUGGUUUCACCUGUUCUGCAACCUGGGGUAGAAUCUGUCAAUGCAUACUUUCCUAGAGGAAACUGGUUCAACCUUUUCAACUACUCGUCUUCAGUGAGUCGGCCUUCAGGGAGUUACGUUAAUCUUAAUGCAUCAUGGAAUGACAUCAAUGUUCACAUCCAGGAAGGUAAUAUUGUGGCUAUGCAAGGAGAAGCCAUGACAACCACCGCAGCACGGAACACACCGUUCCAUCUAUUGGUGGUUAUGAGUGACCACACUUCAACCACAGGAGAACUUUUCUUGGAUGACGGAGUUGAAAUGAACAUGGGAGGAGACUCAGAAACAUGGAGCUUGGUUAAAUUUUCAGCAACAUCAGGAAAAAAUGGUGUGACAAUCACAUCAAGUGUUGCACAUAGAGGAUUUGCUAUGAGUCACAAAGGAGUCAUUGAUAAAAUAACCAUUCUGGGUCUUAGAAGAAGAGUAAAGAUCAAAACUUAUAUGGGUGCAGAAGCAACAAAGAUUGCAGAGUUGGGAGUGACAUCGAGUUUUAGAAACCAGCAGGGUUUUGUUGUGUCGGAGAUUUCAGAUUUAAGGCAGCUAAUAGGACGAGACUUUAAGCUCCAGCUGAAGUUUGAAGGCGCAACAUGAUACAGGAAACAACAUACUGCGUUCCCUUUAAGUUUUCGCUGAUAUGCAUGAUUGAAUAAAAACGAUUGCCAUACAAGUUUGUCAAAAAUCAUGUAUUAUCAAUUAUAAUUGUCAAUCAGUUAUACUAUCAAAUAUUAGUUGACAAAUAAAA